This is a messenger RNA of Aaosphaeria arxii CBS 175.79, 1880 nucleotides long. RefSeq names its product putative serine protein kinase. Gene Ontology annotation, biological process: spliceosomal complex assembly; protein phosphorylation; regulation of mRNA processing. Lineage: Eukaryota; Fungi; Ascomycota; Dothideomycetes; Pleosporales. The transcript has 3 exons. The record is from RefSeq and is a predicted model, not a curated record. Bases 260 to 1585 code for a protein of 441 amino acids. Gene Ontology annotation, molecular function: protein kinase activity; ATP binding.
CCACGUCCGCACGAAACAAUGGUUCGCGCCGACGUCCAAGAAGUUACGAAACCUUAAGAAGUCUAUUUUAAGUUGAUCCCUCUCCCUAUUAACUACCUUGAUUGCACGCAAAGUGACUGCUACCUCUGUACUCAAUUGUAUGCAUGCCAUUGUUGCCCGCAAUCUUGUGCUUACGGGUCACCUGGUUUCCCCAACCUCGUCUGCCACUCUUGCAACAAGGUCUUGCUUUUUCCACUUCUUCCGUUGCCAUCACCUCGCCAUGACCUCUCCUCCCCCAACGCCUCCUGCAGAGGUGCCUUCUGAUGAACAGUUUUUCAGAUUCAAAGAAACGGGCGCGCCUUGCGAGGGGAUUGAGGAAUAUCGGCCUGGAGGUUUUCACCCAGUCAAUCUUGGAGACACGUUCCAUGAUGGCAAGUACAAGGUUAUUAGAAAGCUUGGAGCCGGUUCGUUUUCCACUGUGUGGCUAGCUGUCAGCACAGGCACACCGCGAUAUGUCGCCCUCAAGAUAAUGAUUGCCAAGGCACCUGGUACGAACACGGAGCUCUGCAUCCUUGAUCACCUCUCGAAACAGGCACCUGGAGACAUCAGGGCCCAGCAUGUCACUGCACCUUUGGACAUCUUUCAACAUCAAGGCAUUAACGGCAAGCAUCAGUGCCUAGUGUUCGAGCUUAUGGGCGGAACUGCUGCUUCAGUAGUAGAAGAAUUACCAGAGAACAAACCAAAGAAGUACGGAAAGAGACAGAGGUAUCCUAAAUGGAUGGCUAAGAGAAUACUUCUCCAUGGACUCCGUGGCCUCGCCUUCCUUCAUCAAAAUGGUGUGGUGCACGGUGACGUCCAACCAGGCAACCUGCUCUUCUCUAUUGCGGACAUCAGCCCUACAGAAGAAGAAAGUCUAAAGCAGGACGAAGCUAGCACUGCAGUACCCGUGCAUAGGGUCGAUGGGAAGGCUGAUAGAUGGGCGCCGAAGAAUCUGUAUCUGAAACAGCCGCUAUACGAUCGCGUGCAAGUUGGUCCAGAAACCUGUGUAAAGCUGUCGGAUUUAGGAUCAGCUUUCUGGUUGGCUGAGCGUCCUAGCAAAACGGUUACACCUAUUGGUCUCCGCGCACCAGAGCUAAUUCUCCACCAAUCGUUCGGCUUGGGCAUUGACAUUUGGAGCUUUGGAUGCCUGAUAUUUGAGUUUUUGACGGGAAGGGCGCUAUUCGCCAUCGGGGUGUUUGGUUGCAGUCAGAAAGCUCAAGAAGAUGCGGAUGAUGAACACCUUAUCCAGCUCAACGACGUUAUUCGACCUCUACCCGACUCUAUGAUGACUGUUUGGCCGCGCGCUAGCAAGUGGUACACACCUGACCACCAGCGCCUACAGCCACACAGCGACGAAGAGCUAGAUAGCGACGAAGAGUCAUACAGCGACGUAGAGCCGUACAUAUAUCCGUCUCUCGAAGAGCUCUUUGCAGAGGAAAAGUCGCCCGAGAUUGAUGAUGAGGAAUCCGCAGUCGUGUGCUCACUAAUGCAGCAGAUCUUUGAAUACGACCCGGCAAAGCGGCCGUCAGCGGAAGAUCUGCUCAAGCAUCCUUGGUUCUCAGAGUAAAUGCCACCCCCUGUAGAAGGAGAUCCAUUAGGGAGAGCAAAGUACUUGUUCGAUGUGGUGCGAAUACGAAUUUCAUCAGGGGUUAGAUGAUUAUACUUCGUACAAUUAGAUAUGGUUUGGUAUCUAUUAUGAUCAACCACUUCAUUCAAGAAUCAAACCAAGUCGAGCAGAUGGUGCGAAUGUGCAGUACUGUUGAAAAAGGCAUGAUGUAACUCCACCAGGACCUCAGCCACCACGAAAAUCCAUCCUCUGCAAAAAGAAAUUGUAAUUCAUUAUAUUCGUCCAGGUGUCCUUC